UGGUUACAAGAUGGGCAUACCACCUUUUUGUGUUUUGGGGCAUCCAAAAUUGAAGACUUCAGAAUGAGACAUCAACCUAUCUCACAUAUUACAUAAAAAUGUCAAAGCAAUUUUAUUUCUUUAAAAAAGCAGUGCAGAAUAGACUGGAAGAUAAUACAUUUUGGACAGUGUGGGAACUUGUAGAGUCCUGGACUCAAAAUGAUUGGGUGGCAAUCUUUUUUAUAAUUUUCCUAGGGAUUAUUGUUGAGAUCAUACUCAUAAAGAUCUGUACAUCCUUUACUAAGAAGCCUGCACUUCCAGAAAAGGGUAGUUCAAGUGCCCAGGAGAAGGAAGACAGUUGCCUGAAAAGCAUGCAAUUUGAUAACUGUCCAAUUCCUUCAUCUUCAGAAGAAAGAGUUGAUGACUUUUCAGAAAGAACAAUUACUUCAUCACUUACAUCUGAAGAAAAUGAAGGUGACUUUGAAGAUAGAGUUUCAACACCAGAUGAAGUAAUAUGGUCAAGUAGCAGUGAAAGUAAAUAUCAAGUAAGUCACUUUAGUGAAAGUCAUAUGAUAUCUUCAAAUGGGACUAGCUCAUCUUUGUCACUGUUUCGUUCAGAAGUAAAGGAAUUUUCUCCAAGCUGUGGAGGGUAUCCAGAAAAUGAACAAGAAACAGUACAAUUUUCAUCCAAGAAAUUAUUUUCAAUAAUGAAAACCAACAAAAAUAAAAAUUUAGUAUUUUCUUCUGACUUUAACUUUUCGAGAAGUUCUAGAAUCACUAUAGAAAGUGAAGAUCUCAAUGUGGCACCAUGCCCUCCUGCCCACUUAUUUCUUUCUAGAGACCAAGUCAGACUUCUGGAAGAAAAUGUGAGAAAUCAAACUGCUUUAAAAUCCAAAACUACAUUAGAGAGUAAAACUACUUAUCUAUACUCAAGACUUCAAGAGUCCUUGAUCCAGAAUCAACAUUCUGUUAAAAUAGGUAUUUCUGCCCAACCACAAGAUUCCUUUCCAGGACAGAAUGCUCCUCAGAAUCAACAUUUUUAUGAAGCCAGAUAUACUAGUCAAGCCCAACAAUUUGUUAACAACCAAGAAUCAGUCAAUAGCCAGCCUGAUAUCAUGGCCAGAUACUUUGCUCUACCUCAAGAUUUGGUGAGGAAGCCAUUUUCCAGCAGCAUGCAAGAUUCCUCCCAGACCCAAGAUAUGGACAGAAGCCAACAUUUGCUCAAUGUCUCAUAUUCUUUUGAGACUCAAGAUUCAGUCAAAGGCCUAGAGUCUGAUAAACACUUCGAUAAGGCCCAGUAUUCUGUUUGGCUUAAAGAUUCAAACAAGAUUAAAUAUUUAAUUCGGGGGCAAAAUGCCAUUUUUAAGAAUGCCGGAUUUCUAAUUUUAACUCUAAGUCCAAAUUCAUUUGCAGAAGAGGUGCUACAAAUAAAGAGUAUAAAGCCAGAGGGCCAGAAACAAAUUGCUUCAUCAGAAUUAAGUCAGUAUUCUGUAUAUGGCUCAGGGCCUCUUUCACCUAUCCUUAAAAGGCAGAAAAACAGGAGAAAAACAUUACACAGUAAAAGUAAACUUAGUCUCAAAGUUCCAUCUCAAAAGUCAAAGAAAACACCAACUCCACGGGUAUUUCAAAUGACAGUAUGUCACACUUCAAAACCUAGCAAGUUUGGAUGCAAGUAUAAUGCUAAGAAAGAAGAAUUACAUCAAAGGAAAGGUAUAUCAGAUAUGGCUUUGCAUCUUACUUAUGUUUCCAAGCUUAUUCCUCCUUAUGUUAAGAAGUAUGCCAGAAAAAAACUAGUAAAAGUCAUGCCAGGUGUAAUAGGAUGUAGACAUUCUCUGUCACCAGAUGCACAGAAUGUCAGUUAUGUGGGGUCUAUUGAGGAAAGAGGAACCUCAGGCAGUACUAAAAAUAAAAAGCAGCAUGGCAGAGAAAAUAAAGGACAAAUAACCAUUUCACCAAAAAUCCCACCUCAGCUAGAACAGUCUUUCAUGAUCAAUACUUUUCAACUACAAUCACCUUGUUCUUCCUUAAUAGAAAUGACCUGGAAGAAUAAAGAGUCUCUUGAAGACCCAAUUACACAAGCAAAGGAAAUUGGUAUUGCAGAGUUUCGUGCCCCAAAUAGUAAAAAAACAUCUGACCUGCAUAUUCCAAAGCAGGAGGCAUCUUUAAAAGAAGCUUUAUCAGAACUUUGGCAAAAAUUUGUCUCCUCUCCCGAAGUGGAAUCAAACAGGAGACUGAAAACACUGGAAGACUUAAAAAGUACAGAGAAUUCCCGUCUUCCACUUUCAAGUGGAGAAAAGUUACCAACUAGUUCACCAGAAAUGCAAAAGUGCUUUCCAGAUGGAAACACACAAAAGCAAAAAGAGUUUCUAGAAAUUGUUCUGGAGACCUCAGAGGUUAAUCUCCUUAUAUCACUAGGAAUCAAAGAGCACGAAGGCAGUGAACAAUUAGCAAGUGUAAAAACUCAAGACAGUACAGAAGAUGUAAUUAUGAAGGAAAAGAAACCACUACUAACACUUCAUGUUACAGGAUGUGAUAACCUAAGUGAAAGUGAGGGACUGGAACGCAACACUAGAAGCAACAUAAAAAAUAUGCAAGGUAAAAGAAUAUUCGCUACAUUUCAGAAUGCCACCAACACUACCAUUCCUGAACCACCUGAGAGGGAAAUGCAUAGCGGAUUAAAAGGCAAGACAGAUACAUCAACAACAGGGGUUAGUCAUUCAGUGGUAAAGCUGGAGAAAUUACCAGAUGAAAAGAAAACAUGGGAUGCAAAAUACAUUGAGAAGAGAUGUAUAUUUAAAAAGCCACAAGAGCAUGACAGAGAGGAAGAAGAACAAACUUUUCAAGAAGCAUUUCCAGAGCUAACACAAGAUUUCAGCCUCAGCCUGCAACUAAAGCAGAAGCCUAAAUAUGUCAGAUUUGAAAUAAAACAGAGCAGUUCAGGAAGCAGAAAAACUCAAAGUAAAGAGCAAGAGGUACAACCACAAACUCUUCCUACAGAAACAAUUUUGGGGACUCGUCCGUGCCCCACGAUGGAUCCAUUUCAAAUUGAGGUAAAGCAAAGCAGAGACAGACCUACAGGCAGAGGAACUGCAGAUCCAGAGAAUCCUCUUCCAGUGCUAGAGAACCCACGAGUUGGCGAAGUUUUAAUUGAAACAACAGAAUGUGGUGUCCCAUUUGGUGGAAGCCCCAGAAAGAUACCGGAUGAUCAUAUUACAGAAGAAAAGUCAGACCUCCAACGAGUUUUACCUGCAACUGCCCUGGGGUCUUUCAUUAUCUAUAUGCUUCCUUUAUCACAUUUUAAAAGGCAGCAAAUUAGAAAAAAAUUAUCAGGAGCAAAAAGGGUACUCAGUCCCAAAUCUGUAAUUAUGAAAGUAAAGAAGCCAACCAAUUUACUGAUGCCUCAUAUCAGAAGGCAUGGUACUGCAAGUCUUAGGAGAAGAUUGAGAGGCAAUUUUAAAAUCCUAAUCAAAGAGAUGCUGCAAGAUAAAAUUGUGGCAGAUGUGCUUGUGAAUGUUACUUACCCUCACAUGUCUAUUUUGCCUCGGAUUAGAACACAUGGCAGAUUAAGUGCAGAGAAUCGCAGUCAGACCAAGCUAAAACAAGAGAAAUCAGAAGAUGAAAGGGAAGAAAAGUAUUCAGAUUCUAUUAAUAAAGGCAGUGACUCUGGCAACACAUUAGAAGAAGUUAAAUUGCAAGAUGAAGUGAGAGGAGACAAAGAAGCUCCACCAGAAGCAGUCCUUCAUGACAGCUGGAACCUCCGAUUGGAUGCCAAUCCAGAGAAGGAGCUCAAAGCAGAGGAAGACAUACCUCAACCAAUUACAUACAUGGAAACCCUUACAGAGUCUGUUUACUCUCCCAUAAUGGAUCUAACUCAUGUUGAGAAUAUGAAGAAAAGCCUAACAACACAAGCCGACUUAAAAUGCACUGCAGAUUCUGAGACACCUCUCUCAACAUCGGAGACACCUCUCCCAACAUCAGAAAAAUCACUGGCUGGAGACCCUCCAAACCGAACAAGAGAAAGUGGUGUUCUAGACUAUGGAAGUGAUACAAGGGAAAUGGGUUACUUUUCUGCAGCAACAAGUUCUGCAGAAUUACCAAAAGAUUUACCAGCAACUUUUCCAGAGACUUUUAAUUGCCACAUGCCUAUUUUAACUCAUUCUAAAAUGAAUAAAAACAAAGUAAGAUUCUCACCCACAGAAGGUUCAGUGAAGCCCAGAUCUGUACAUACGAAGACAAUGAAGCCGUCAGUGUCACAAGUAUUUAAUAGCACAGGUCAGAGAAAGAAAUUGGAUUCCAAAUAUAAGGCCAAGUUGGAGAAGAUCAACCAAGCUAAUGGAUUGCUAUAUGAAUUUAUAAAUACCCUUUACUCUCCCAUGCAGAGCUUCUGUCAUGCUCAGUUAAAGCAAGGGGAAUUAGGGGAAGUGAGACCACGGUAUGUUGAUUUUUUUGACAAGAGCAGAGCAUUCCAUGACGGAGAGGAAAAAGUGGAAGAUGGAGAGGAAGUGGAGCAAAAAACUUUGCUAGAAGCAGCUUCACAGCAUACCCAGUAUCUCUGGCCUGUUGCCUGUCAGGGGAAGGAGACCCACUUUGACGAACCAGACUCAGCACUGAACUGUUUAACACAGGAGCUGUCUGUUAAUGAGCAAGAUGCACAGCACCAAGAAUGGUUUGUACAAACUGCUUUGCAGACUGGCCACCAGAAGGGUCCUCGAGAAGCUGAGGAACUCAAGAAAACCAGCGAAACAGAAAAUAACGUAACAGCCCCUAUGGGUCCAAAGAUUCCAUCGCCCAAAGCAGAGACAGCUCCAGAGAAUAGCCAAGGCUUUAUAGUCAAUGCAUAUCAGAAGGAGAAUUGUGACCUUGUCAAAUCAGAUGAGGAACUGAAACAACCACGAAGUAUAAAUAUUCAGGAACAACCACGAAUACAUGGUACACAAGCUGUUUUAGGUUCUGCUUCAUGCCCCAUGUUGGAUCAGUUUCAAUUUGGAAAGCUAGAGAGUUAUGCUAGGUUUUCACCUCCAAAGUCAGGAGAAGCAAAGAUGGAUGGAAUCAUUUUUUCUACAAGAGAAUAUGGUGUCCCAUCUGAUGCAAAUCAUCAAAAAGAACAGGCUGGUGGUAUUGAAAAGAAAGACACAGUGACUUUUGAUCUCUGCAUACCUGCUUUAUCUACAUUCAAAAGGAAGAGACAUUUAAAAAAAUAUUCAGAUGAGAAAACUUUAGUGAAUCUCAAAUGUGGAAUUUUAAAAGCAAAGAAACCAUCGGUUUCAUACAUAUUGAGUAUUAAGGGUGGUGCUAGCCCAAACCAUAGAAAAGAACUGGGAUAUAACUCUACAACCAAAUUGGAAGAGAUGGAUCAAGGUGAAAAAAUGGCAGAAAGAGAAAAAGGUAUGUUAGGAGAAAGAAGUCUCAGUUCUAAACAAGUAAAGCAAGCAUUAUCACCACAUGAAGAGAAUAUUACUUCAGAUGACACUAAAGAGAACAGUCUUCAAGAUGCAGAGGAAGAAAGAAGUGAACAGGAGACAUUAAAAGUAAUUCCACGGCACAGCCAACACUUCAAAUUCUGUUCAGGCCAAAGGGAAGAGCUUGACCUUCAUCAGUCAGAAAACCAAGGAAGAGGGAACAUUCUCUUUGUUUUUGAACAAGACAUCUCACAACAAAUGCCGCAUACAGAUUCAACGCAGGGAGAGAAGCCAAAGAAAAGCUACCAGACACAAAAUGGUGCAAUAUAUACAGCAAGUUCAAAGCUUCCUCUUCUAAAGCCAAAGAAAUCACUAACUGGUCAAGAUUUAAUGGGUACAAUGAAAGGUGGUGUCCUAAGUGUUGGGAGCCAUAUGGGGGAAUUGUACCGUCACAAUAAAGAGGAAAAUGCAGAGUUCAAAAAGGAUCUACAAGCAACUGUCCUGGAGUCUUCGGAUGUCUCCACACCUGAUCUAUCUGAAUCUAAAAGGCAGAGAAAGACAUUUACAAGUAGAGCCUUAAAAAAUAAAAUGAGUCCCAAAUGUGUAAUUAUGAAGAGUGACAUCCCAUCUGAAAGAGGCCCUAGGAAGGAACUUGCCAGAUCUACUCCAGAGGGAAAAACAAGGUUGCAAAAGGAUUUACAAGUGAGAACCCUAAAGUGCUUUGAUUUCUCCAUGCCAGCUUCAUCUGAAUUUGAAGGUUGGAGAAAUGCAGCACAAAUCCCCAAGUCUAGAAAUGGGAAAGUACAGAUGGCAUCAAUUUUAAAGACAAUCAACAUCACUAAGUCUGAUGCUCUUAGCCAAGGAAAGGAACAGGACUUCAUCUUGGAAAACAUGGGCAAAGAAACGUCUCAAAGGAAAGCAGCAUUUGACUACUUUUCAACUGAUGAAACAGAGUGUAGUACUAUAUCUGAUGGGAGCCCUGCAAGGAAGCUAGAUGUUCACAUUGCAGUUUCCCUACAACCUGAAGAAGAAGAGGAAGACAUAAAAACUCCAAAAGUAAUGAAACACAGAGUUGAUCAAAAUAUCUUACCUACCAAAUCAGGGAACUCAGUACUUGUAGAUCCAGGUGAUAAAAGCUCUAGAAGGAAAAUGGGUGCCAAGAAACCUAGAGUGUUGCAAAGAGAUUUACUAACGAUGUCCACAAUAUCUGUUUUAUUUGACUCUGAAGGUCAGGAGAAGAUAUUAAAAUUUUCAGGAAGGAAAAAUCUUAGGCGUCCCAAAUAUGUAACCACGAAGGCAAAGAAGAAGGCUCUUUAUUCACAGAUGCUUAAUAUCACUGAACACGAUAAUCUCUACUGUAGAAAGGAACAGAACUACAACUUAAAAUCUACAAUAAAUGACAUGCAACAAAAUAAAAGUAUAGCGAAUGCAUUAUUGUCUCCCACACCUGUUUCAACUGAUAACAAAAUAGAUACUGAAAUGCAUAGCACAUCAGAAGCAGAGAUGGAUCAACCCAGAGUAACACUAUAUAGCCGUACCUCUGCAGAGCUAGGAAAAUCACCAUGUGAUAGGGAAGUAUGGAAGGCCAAUUCAGUUGAUCCACAAAACAGAUCCAGCAACACAAUGAAAAUGAAUGUGCAACAUGAAAGCAAAGAGGAAAAUAUCAAAAAAAUGUUAUCGGAAUCAGUCCCACACUAUAACCACCGCUUCAGUUUCAGUGCCCAUCAUAUGAAAAAUUUUGGUUCUUACCAAUCAGAAUCUGAACUGAGUAAUUUAGAAGUCAGAAGCACUUGGAAUUUGUCUUGUGCAGCACAAAGAAUGAGGCAAGAAAAAUGCUUUAGAGAAACUAUUUUGGAGCCUGUUUCUAGACAUGUGAUGAAUUUUCUUCAAGUUGAAACAGAGAAAAAAAGUCUUCAUACUCAAGAAAGAAUUAAAUGUAUGGGAGGACUAAAGACUCCAUUUCCAAAAGCAAGAAAAUCAGAGACUGGUUCAAUACAAUGUGGCGUUCUCUGGGGUGGAAAUCCUAGGAGAAAAUGGGAUAGUUAUAUUUUUGAGAAAAAGGCAUGGAAUCAAAAUGACUUAGUAAGAGUCUUAAAAUCUUCAGGUUCUUCCAGCCUUGAUUCAUGUGAACCUAAAAGCCAGAGCUACACAUUAGAGUUUGUAGGCAAGAAAAGUAUAAUAAAUCCCAAGCAUGUAACUUUGAAGGCAAAGAAACGAUCAGUUUCACAGUUGCUUAAUAUCACAGGGUGCAUUACAGGAAGCCAUAGAAAGAUGAAGGGGUGCAAAUUUCAGUACAAGAUGAAAACGCAGUGGUUUGAAGGUGUGGGCGAGGCAUCACUCCUUGCUGCUGAGGGAACUAAGAUUCCACCACCCAAGUUAGUGACUGAUGAACACUCCCUCGAUGCAACAGCAAGGGGCAUGCUAUAUAACAGAACACUUCACAGAAAUCUGCAUGGUCAUAUUACAGAGGAAAAGGCAGAGUCAUGGGAAAAUUCAGCCACAACUUUUCUGGAGCCUAUAGAUUUCUUUACACCAAUUUUCUCUGACUCUGAAAGCCAGAUAAACACAGUACGAUUAUUAGAAGAGAAAAUCACAUUGAAUCCCAGAUGUUUAACUCUGAAGGAAAAGGAGCCAGCAAUUUCACAAAUACUUAAAAUCAGAGGGCGGUUUACCACAAAACGCAGGAAAAAACUUGGAUCCAAUUUAAAAACGAAAAUGCAACAGAUGAGUCAAGGUAAAAAUGUGGCUGAUACAUUUCCAAAUACCAUUUACUUCACACCAGAUACCUGUGACAUUGAAAGACAAAGCAGAUUCAAAAUCGGGAUGGACAGAAUAUCAAGAUUUAGUCAUGUACAACCAACACAAAUGCAGUUGCCAGUUGAAGGGCUAGUGAUUUCACAACCAGUUAAUAUCACUGGUCACGCUGCUUUAAGCAUUAAUGAGCAACAGGGAAAGAAGAUAGACAGAAGGAGAGAGAAAACUGUAUUAAAUGUGGACCUAAAAUUUGUAUAUGAUUCUAUGCCUAUUUUAUCACACCUAAAAAUGGAGCCAUCACCUAGUACCUGGGAUAUCUAUGAAGAAUCUUCUGGAAAGAGAAAUGCCCUAAACAAAGCAAAUGCUAGUUCUGCUUAUGCCUACAUACCUAUGUAUCCUAAAAUCAUAAAACAUAAAGCUAAGGCAAAAACAGCAGAUGUGAAAAACACUAUGCAUAUCAGACGGAUGAAAUUGAAGGCAAAGAAACCACCUGUCUCCCAGCUGUUUAAUACUACAGGAUGUGGAACCAGAAGAAACAAAAAGGAACUGAGAUGUGACAUUAAGAAACAGAAGGAGUUCCAGCAAGAUAAAACCAUAGCAGAUUUAUUUCUGAACACUGUUUGUGAUUCUGGAUCUCUUUCAUCUCAAAGUAAACAAUUUACAGAAGUAGAAAGGGAGAAAUCCAGGCCAAGAAAGCCCAUUAACGUUCCUCCACAGCUAGAGCUGGAGGAGUCACUAAACAAAAGAAAAAUGUCAUCUUCAGAGUCCACUGAUAUAAAGAGUGCUAUCUCAAGAAAUAUCAAAACACUGAAACAACGCAUUAGAGAGCAAAAAGAAAAGCGCCAAAUUGUUUCACGAGACAUUCUCCCACAAUGUAGAGAUCAGUUAGUGACUGGCCAACAUGCGAAGAAGGAGCUUGACCAUGUGAAAAUAGGAGUAGCUUUGAAAAGGGAAGUAUACCCUGGUCUAGCUUCCCAGAAGAGAGAAAUCAAUUAUACUACGUUCAACAUCCCAAGAAUCAGAACUCAUGCAGAAUGUGAAUUCCCUGUUGCUCCAAGAGUAAAGCACAAAGAUGCAGACGUCAUCAAAUGUUCAGUUUCAAUUCCAUGGGGGAGAGGAGUAUCCAAGAAAAACAAUAUUUCAUUAAAUUCAAAAGAACAGAAUAUAUUUCUUACAGAGUUGGGUGCUUCUCAACAGAAGACUCACAAGGAGCAAGAAUUUCAGAAACAAGGAAGUAUUUCACUGACAAUUCGGGGGUCUUUUGCCUACCCCAUUAUGGAACCUCCUCGUUUGAAGAACACAGGAAGGGUAGCUGAGGAAGAUAUAUACACUAACAAAAGGAAUAUUUCACAUUUAUUGAGAAGAGAAGAUAUAAAAGAAACCGAUAUCUCACAAGGUUCAAAAGGACAGAAGUUUCUUUGUACCAAUCUGGUGGGCCAGCAAACUAUGUCUGCAGCGCAGAAAGGAGAGGUGAAACCAGCUGGUGUUCCUGAAAGUAUUGUGGAUUCUGUGUCCCGCCCAAAUAAAGAGCGUCUUCAGGUAACACAGGCAGUAAAUACAAAGAAGGAAGAUGUAAGCCCUUCUCUAAGUUUACGUGUAAAUCCAGGGAGAAAAGAGCAAUCAAAGUUAACGGAUAUUCCAUUAAGAUUAAAUGGACAGAAAGUGACUUCUGAAAAACUGGGGGCGAAGCAACUACGUAGUUCUAACCAGAAUAAAGAAAAUAUUCUGGAAUCCAUUUCUUCUUGCAUGUUGGAUCAACUCUAUAAUGAAAAGCUGAAGAAAAAAGUCUCAGCGAAAGGAGUGAGUUCAAAAGUUUUGAGUUCAGUAGUAGACAAAGCAUUGAAUGAAGCAGCUACUCCAGUAGAUCAACCUUCUCUUAGCUUGCAUAAUAGAAGAAAAGAACAUCAAAAAGAAAGUACGUGCAAGGUUCUCCCAAAAUCUGUUUCUCAUUCCUCGAUGGAUGUACUUCAGAUUAAGUUGCCAUGUGUAAAAAAAACAUUAAAGACUCCAACCUACCACACUGCAAAUACAGAAGGAAUUGGCUUGCUUGUUGAGGGAAAAGAAGAAGAGCAUCCAGAAUGUACACACUAUAUUUCUCCAAAGUCUGCUUCUCACUCUUUGAGGGAUGUAUUACAGAGUAAGAUACCAUGUGAAAAGAAGGCAUCAGAAGAAGUAGCUAACACUGUGGAUUACAUUCCAAGUAGAGAAAAAAUUAGCUCGCUCAUAACAGGAAAAGAGAGCAAGGUGCACACAGGUAAAGGUCAAUCAGGUAUGAAACUGACAAGCUUGUGUACUUCCUUCCCGUCUCUAUCGCAUACUAAUGUGAAUUCAAGAAUAAAAGUAGGACAAGACAAGUCAGGAAUACCAAGGAGCUGCCUUCCACCACUAAAGCUCCAGGUAUCACCAAAUGUCAGGAAACCUUCCUUUGCAGAGUCAAUUAAUAGAGGUAGUUUAAGCAAUGUAAGAGAAUCAAAACAUUUGCCGCAGGGAAAAAAAGAAGAUGGACUAUAUGUGAAAGACCUAAGGGGCCUCAAAUGUGUCACUUUUAAAGGAAGGAAAACACCUUUUGAACACACGCUGCAUGGAAAAGAACCACAGUGGAAGAACAAAGAACAAGAGGAAACGAGGCACAAAGAUAAAAGUGAUCCAGACAGAGUUCAGAGUAAACGCCAUGCUUCCAUUCCUUCUUCACCUCAUGUGGAUUGGGAUCCUGGAAUAAAAGAGGUGCUCAUGCGAGGAAUCACAAGAUUUUGUCCUCCAUCACUGACGCUCCAGGAAUUAUCAGAUACAAUGGGAAUAUGUGCGGAGCCAGCUGAUGAUAUUUUAAGCAGUAUAAAAAAGGCAAAAUAUAUGCCACAGAAAGAUGGAGGGGAAAUGGCUUUGGAAGAAAUCAGGCAUCCCAAAAGAAUAGCUUUGAAGGCAAAACGGACUCCAGUUGCACACGAAUUACAGUUGAACAUCAAAGAAAAAGAGAAAAAGAUGCAGGAAGAUCAAGAUAAACCAGUUGGGAUUCAGAGCAAAUCUCGUGUUUCCAUCUCUUUUCCACCUUACUCAGAAGUGGACACAAGAAUAAAAGGGGAAGAAGCCUUGCUAAUAAAAACAAGACCCUCUUUCCUACAAACAGAACUCCAGGAGUCAUCAGAUAGAGGAAAAAUAGCAUACAAACCGUCUAUUCGUGGUGAUACCUCAAACAGUGUGAAAGAAUCCAAGGAACAUUAUAUAAUUCAGGAAGAAGAGGAGAAAGUAAAAAUGGUAAAAGUCAUACUUUCGAGGAAAAAGAGAUCACCAAUUUUACAGCUGGACAUCAAAGAGCAAGAGGAGAAGACACAAAAAAUUAAAGGUGAGCCAAAUGUCCUUGCGACCAAUACUAGCACUUGCAUACCUGCUCCUUCUCAUUUACACUUGGAUACAAGAAUAAAAAAAGCAGACUGUGUAACUGAAGCAACAAGAUGCUCUCUUCCAGAACUAUCACAGCAGAAAUCAUCAGAUGCAGUGAAAAAAGCAAAUAAAAAGUCCACUGAUGGUGAUAUCACAAGUGAUGUACAAGAGACAAAAGAACAUACACCACAGAAAGAAGAGACUAAGGUAGAGAAAUCAGCAAAGAGAGACACAAUGCAGCCAAAAGAUAAAGAUUUGAAAGGAAAGAAAGCACUAUUACAGGACAUACCAUUGAAUCUUAAAGAGCAGGUGAAGGAGGGUCCAGAAGGUGAAGAGCAGGGGAGAGUGGAUAGAGGAGGUAAAGGUGAACAAGAAGUAGUUCUGCCCACAAAUUGGGCUUCUGCAUCUUUAACUCACCGUGAAUUGAACACAAGAAUAGGAGAGGAAGACAGGCGAGAAAUAACAGGAUCCGCUGUUUCACGACUACAGCUACGGAAAUCAUCUGAUGCAGGGAAAGUAGUGUACACAAAGUCAGCUGGAGAUGAUAUUUCAGAUGAUGUAAGAGUAGUCCAAGAGUAUGAGCCACAGCAAGGAGAAGAUAGAAGAAAAGUGGUAAAUAGAAAAUUUAGAAUGUAUCCCAAGGGCACAACUUCCAAGGCAAAGGUAUUACCGCUUCCACACGUACUCUUUACCUCUGGGGGUUGUGACGCCCAAAUUAGAGAAGUACAGACAAGCGUGAAAGAAAAAUUAAGAUACAUACAAGAAAGAAGUGAGCUAGGUCAGGUUCUGACAAGACCUUCUCUGCCUCGGUUUAAAUUAAACAAAAGUAUAGAAGGCAAGGAGGAGAAACAAGUAUCAAGAUCCUUUCUUCCACCCUCAUGGCAAAGGGAAGCAUCAAAUGCAGAGAAAUUAAAACAUACAGUACUACCUUUGAGCGAUGUUUCAAAUGAUUCAAAAAGAACAAAAUACACGACACAGAGAGAAGAGGAUAAAGCGAAUACUUUUGAGAAAGACAUAAUGCAUUCUAAGUAUAUGGCUUUGAGGGCUAAGAAAUCACCCCUUUCCCUUAUACUCAAAACAAAGAAACUGCAAGUGAACAUCAAAGAACAAGGCGAAGUGGGACAAGAAGGUAACAAGGAAACCGUUGUGCUUCUGAGCAAAAUUCAUCCUUUUCUCAUUUCCUCAACUCAUCUUAAGUGGAACACAAUAAAAAACGAGGAAGGUGAGCCAGGAAUAAUAAGAAAUGAUGCGCCACGUCUUGAGCUCCAAGAAUCAUUGCCCUCAGGGCAAAUAGCAUCUACGGAUUCACCUGACAGCCAUGUGCAGAAAGGAGACCAAUGCCCACGACAGGCAGACAGGAGCGGUGUACAAACAGGAGCCAUGAAGGGCUCAGUGCAGCCCUGGGGCACAGAUUUUAAGGCAAAGACAUCACCACCUUCUCAUACAUUCAGUGUCACUGAACACGGUGCUUUGAACGAGAGAAAGGAACCACAGUGGCAUAUGAGGGAGAAAGUAGAACAGGGGCAGCAAAGAACAGGAGAUCCUGAUGCAGCUCUGACAAAAACGUCUCCUUCCACAGCUUCUCCAUCUUACCACAGAUCGGACACAAGAACUAAAGUAGACAAAGAUUUGCUUGCAGUUACAGGAUUCUCUCCUUCACAGUUGCUGUGCUCUAAGUCAUCAGGUGCAGGAAAAAUCAGAUAUGCAGAUUCCAGUGAAAGUAUUAGGUCAUGUAGUGUAAUAAUAAAAGCUUAUCAAAGUAUGCCAUAUACAGAGGUAAAGGACAGAGUAAAAAUAAAAGGUGGGAAAGAUCGACGAGUCCCCCAAGUAAUCACCUCGACAGCAGAGACAUCCCCACUUCCACAUCUACCCAGUAGAAAGAGGCUACAUUUGAAUAUUAAAGAGCAAGGAAAAGAAGUGCCAGAAGGCGAAAGUGAGCCAGAAAUGGUUCUGAAGGAAAGCUAUGCCUCCUUACCUUCUCCGUCUUAUCUGAAAUGGGACACAAGGAUGAAUGAAGAGGAAGACACACGAAGAAUAACACAAUCCUAUUUUCCACCACCAAAGAUUCAGGAUCCAUCCAGUUCAGGCAAAAAGCGAUAUACUAAGUCAUUUGAUGGUUGUGUGUUAAAAGAGAAGGAUAGACUCAAAACAGAUCUUGAAAACAAAAUGGUCCCAAUACCUAUGGCUUUGAAGGCAAAGGAAUUACCACUUUCACGUGUACUCGAUACCAAAAAAUUGCAGUGGAAAAUUAAAGAGCAAGAGAGAAAGGUGCAGAAAGAUGAAAACGACCUAGCUACGCAUCAGGAAAACAUUUGUACUUCUGUACUUAUUCUACCAUAUCUUAAAUUUGGUUCAAGAGAAGGAGAGGGGUACAUGAUAAGAAUUACAAAACUGCCUCUCCUGCACCUACAGUCCAGGGGAUCACCAGAUGCAGUGAAAACAACAGACGCAGAAACAACUGAUGGAGGACUCUCAAAUGAUGCAAAAAAAUUAAAAGAACACACAUUACCGAAAGAAGCGAGGGACAGAGAGAAAAAGGUGGAUAUGAAGAGUAUGGUGGAUCACAAUGAUAGGUAUUUAAAAGCAAAGAAAUCACCGAAUUUACUUAGAAACAAUCUAAGUGCCCUUCGGUGGAAGACUGAAAAGCAAGAGGGAACAGCUCAGGAAGGUCAGCGUGAGCCAGGUGGUGCAAUGCUGACUAAGACUUGUACUUGCAGAUCUCCCCUACUUCACUUCAACACAAAUACCAGAGUUGAAGAAAAGAGAAUACCGAUAUUAACAGGAUCCUCUUUUCCCACAGUCGGCUCCCAGGAAUCAUCAGAUUCUGAGGACAUGGAAUGUAUAGAGCCCGUUACCAGCGAUAUUUUAAUCAGUCCACAAAAAGGAAAACAUCGUAUGCCCCAGAACAAGGAAAGGGAUGGAGUAGAAAUAGUAAACCUCAUGUUUCCCAAACAUCAAGAAAAGAAGAUGCAGGAAAGUGAAGAUGAACCAAGGGUGGUUGUGGCCAACUCUUCCUCUCCAUCACCAUCUCUCCCUCACCUGCAGUUGGAUAAAGAAACACAGGUAGGUGAUGAAAUGCUAGGACCUGCAAGGUCUGUUGUGCAGGGAGAAUCAAAUGCCGGGGAAGUAGUACAUACAGAAGCAAUCCGUGGUGAUGUCACGGAAGACAGUCAGAACAAGAAACGACUCGUGCCUCAGGAAGAGGAGCAGGACAGAGAAAAAACAAGAGAUAGGAGAAAUAUGACACACACCACAGAUAUAAGUUUGAAGUCCAGGAAAUCACCUCCUUCACUUAAGCUCCAUAGAACAGAAUUGCAUCUGAACAGGGGAGGGCAAGAACAAAAGAAACAUGAAUGUCCAGGUAAACCACCUGGUACAGUGCUAAGAAAAAUUUAUGUUUCCCAACCUCCAGCUGAACUUACAUUGGAUAAAGGUAUACAAGUAGAUGAAGAAAGGCUUGGAAUUAAAAGACCCUCUCUAAUUCCACAAAUGCUUUCAGCAGUAUCAGAUACAAAGAUGAGAGCAGAUACAGGGGCAAUUUGUGAUAUAAGAGAAAGCAAACAACAUAUCUCACAGAAGGGAAAAAAGCACGAAGUGAAAACAGUAGAUAUGAGGAUCAUGAUGCAUCACAAAGAGGCCAGGAUUUCGUCAAUUUCACAUAUCUUUAACACAAAGGAAUUUGUGUUGAAUAUUAAAGAGCUAAAGGAAAACGCAUACAACGGUAAAGAUGAGCUACCUGUGGUUCUGACAAGGACUUUUCUUUCUGUCCCAUCAGCACCUUCCCUUUAUCUAGACUCAGGGAGCAAAGCAGACAAAGAUGUGCCAGGACUUACAGGAUCCUUUCCUCCACAGCAAAAUCUCCAGGAAUCAUCAGAUACCCAGAAAACAGCAAAUACAGAGGUAGUUGCUGGUGAUGGUGAGAUCGUUAAAAAAGCGGGACACUCUGUGCCCCAAGAAGACGCAGUACAAGAGUGGACCUCAAACUUCAUGAUCAGUGUACGGCGAAGGAAUGAACCUCCACGAGUCAAAUCUGAAGGAGAUCUGAGUCAGUUAGUUUUAAAUUCACAGCAUGAGAACAUUUAUUUAACAGGAUUUGGUACCAUAACUGGAAAGAGGCUGGAGUAUUUCUUUACGGGACAAGAGGUUCAGCCAGAAAAAUACAAAACAGAAACUUUCACUACAUUUCUUUCCUACCCCACCAUGGAGCCCACUAAAAUUGAAAAUCUGAAGAAACAAACUGAAAUAGUGGAUAACUUAAACCAUAAAAUAAGCCCUAAUGUUUUAGUUACACCGCCAAGGAAAAUAACCGAGGAAAUAUAUAUCACAUUUGGUACCCCCGUAAGUGCAAAAGGAUUUUCUGUUGCAGAGCAAGAUGCCCACCAACAAAAAACUUUAUCAAAAGCAUUGCCAGGAUCUGCAGAUUCAUAUAAAUUUGAUAAGCGAGAGAAAGAUGUACAUAAUAAUGAUAAAGUGAGGGAAAUGCUCUCUCCCAAAGUGUUGGCCGCACAGACAGAGGGAUCACUUGAGAAAAUGAAUAUCGCAGAGUCAGAUACCUCCCCAAUUAUAGAGGAACAAGAGAUUGUUGUGAAAAAGCAAGUGGUGCUACAGUCUGAAAGUGGACAUAAGACCUGGCUGGACUCCAGCUUUUCUCUUAAGUUCCCACUUCAAAACGGAAGGCAGAAGAUGCCACUGGAAACAGAUGUACACAAGCAAAUGGCACUGUACCCCAGAAUACUAAUACUACCAGGAAUACACAUGGAUAUUACAGUGUCUGAUACCAUAGGAGCGGGAAAAGAACAGGGACUGCCAGUUCCACAACAAGAGGAAUAUAUUCUAGAAUCACUUCAGAAGUCUCUUUCUUCCCACUGGACUUUUCCACUUCAAUCUGGAGAUCUGGAGGGAAAAAACAAAAUGGACACAAGCGCUACUAUAAGUCUGGAGCAAAAAACAGUAGAAAUGGAAGAAGGGGAGUUAAAAAUAGACACAAACGUGGCUAUCCGUCUGGCAGCAGACAAAACAGAAAUGCACAAACGCACCGUGGUCAGUCUGGAGGGGAGCAAGAAAACGGACACAAGCAGCACCGUAAACCUGAACACUCCAUCUCUAAAGGCACAGAUACCUCAAAUUAACACUCAGCUGAUAACUCAUAGAGCAAACAGCUGCCCAAUCAAGCAAAAAUAUAAAAAGGAACUAGAAGUCUCUGGUGCAAAACAAAAUAUUCAGCCACAGAAAUUGUUUCAAAAACAUGUUCUAGAUUCAUUUUAUGCCGAUAUUCCUCUUUCUCUCAAAUUUAAAAGCUGGAAAGGCAGGUUGACAGUAGCAGAUUUGAAAAGAGAAUUGAGCCCCAAAGAUUUAACCAUGAAAAUCCCAAAUCAUCCGGUUUCGCAGAUUCUUAACAACACAGGACGUGGCACUCCAAGCAAUAGAAAGAAAUUAGAGUAUGACUUGAAGAAACCAAAGAAAACAGUUUUGCGGAGUGAAGAUGCCUCCGGGAUAUUUGUCAGAAGUCUUUCUAUUUCCACAAUGAGUUCAUCUCAGAUGCAAGAAAUAGUAGACUCUGAGACAAACCGAGGAAGAGAAAAGAUACUCUGUCCUUCUGAAAUCCAGCAGAAAUCACCACACACUCAGAGGAAUAGCUCGAGCACUGUAAAAGAAGGGGACCAGAGUUUUACAGACACAGCUCCACAGGAUUCCCAGCCCUCCGUGGUAGAGGAGCAACAAAUGCAAAAACUCCCCAGUGCCAAUUCAGAAGCAAACCUUGGCAGUGAAACAAAGGAAAAAAAUGUAAUUCCACAAACCAAAGAAGAAAGGGUUGUUCCAGGGCACGACAGCUCAGGGAUCAUAAAAGAACCUGACUUGCGUAUGACUGAAGAAGAAGAAAAGGCACCAAAACCCAUUCUGACACCUACAGAGGGUCCACUCAUGUCUGACGAGCCAGAGGACAAUUGUAUCUCACCCCCUCAACAGGGGGAUCAGAGCGAACCCAUCCAGGCUACAACCGCACAAAACGUCCAGCAACAAAAAACUUUUCCAGGAACUGGGCCUAUACCAUCCCAAGUUAAAAGUAAUGAAAUAAAAGUAGUGGCAGAUAGUACAAGUGCAGAAAGUUUACUUCCUCUUUUUGAAGCAAUUAAAAGUAUCUUUGAAUCCCAGAUAAAAAAUAUGAUCUAUGACAACAUUUGUGAGAAUAUACUGGAAAAACUAAAAGCCCCAAAACCUGAUGAUAGAAAGUUACCACCGUGUGCAGGGAGCCCAGAUACAACAUGCACAGUACCUCCCAAAGUGCAGCCAAAACCCAUUUUAGAACGUUUUACUCCCAAAGAAAACAAUAAGCUCACUAAUCAUUUCGAGUCAAAAGCAUUUGAAAUAAAACUGAAUCUGAUACCAGAGAUGGCAAAACAAUCCUUCCAAAAGCUCAACUUUUAUCUAAAACAGUCUUUUUCAGAAGAUAACAGUUGGAGGCUAUAUCCGAGACAUAAAAAAAUGUGCUUUUUGUCUCUAGAAGGGACUGAUACUGUAGAACUUCACUUAAAACAGAAAUGCGCUAAGGAUUCACCGCCUGUCAGCUGUACGAAGACAUUGAUUGUCAGUGUUUCAAGUGACAGUGAAGAGAUCAUUACAAAGUUAAGGAGUAUUAGUAAGCUAGGAAGUGGAGUGUCUUCAGUGACUCCAGCUAAGCAGAUGCCAUUGCCUCAUAUUCUUCAAAACUACUCAGUAGAAGAAAAAGACAAACUGCUCAUACACUUUUCUAUGAAAACAUUGGAGAUUCAAAUGAAAGCCUUUCCCAGAAUUGUAAGAGAAUCCUAUGCAAUGGCCAGUCGUCAGAAUAUAAGGAAGCCUUUAUCUAAAUGUAUUCAUUCUGGUUUCAAAGUACCAAAACGAAAAAAUAGAAUUUUGUUACGUUUUGAGGAAAAAUCUCUUCAUCAAAUAGAUCUUGAUUUACAAUACAAAUACCUUCAUUUUCUCCUGGGGCUUCCAGUCGGAAGUGUAUUCCCUAAACCAACUGCACUUCCCAAACAUAUUCUUAAGUUAAACACAGUUGCAAUAUGUGAAAAUAUAGAUAACAGGGGAGAAAGUGGUGGUGGUUUUUGCAUUGACACGGAACUGUUAGAACAGCACAUCUCUUUCAAAAAUCAAAGUCCUCAUGAAAACUCAUCGUUGAGAAAAUUCCUGGAGCCAACCCUUGUGUGUGCUUCUGACCCCAAUCAACAAGGCCCAGUGCAGAAAGAUACUACAGCUCUUUCAGAGUUAAAAUCUCACAUGACUCUGGAAAAAGAUAAACAAUGUCAUGUAUGGUUUCAAGAAACAGAUAUGUGCAAAUCGUUUGAUUCAAAGACUCAGGAAAGCACUCCCAGUUUAGUUGAUUCCCAUUCAACUCAGAUUUCUGAAGAUUUUACCGAGAGUCAGACAAAUAUUGAGAGUUCAGCCAACUUGGAGGAAUGCUCAGCUCUUGAAGCACAUGAGAGUGAAGAAUGUAUGUUUUUGGAAGUCAACCCUUAUUUAAGUCAGGAAUCACAAAACAUUCUAUUUGAAUUACAGAAAGGCAUUCCUUUGGAAAAUCUCUACAAGAUGAAAAAAAGCAAAACGAAUUUGAAACCGUUGUAUAGGGAAGAUUCAGGUUCCCAACAUAUUAGAGGCUGUAGAAAACAUUCCUCAAUUGUCACACCUUCCUAUGAAUCCCACAAAAGCAGGAAAUAUAGGUCAUCCUCUAAAAUGCCAUCUCCUGACUGGUUGCGCUACGGUUCAUUAAAUGCUGUGGAAGUUCUGUCUAGAUCAUCUUCCAUUCCAUUCAGUGAAGAGAAGUCUUCAUGGACUGCAAGGUGCAGAACCAACCAUUCUUUAGCUCCCUUAACAGAAUCAAACAUCAAAUUACAUCUUGCAAAAGGCCAAGGCAAACCUCACAGGCAUCUGGAAAGCAACGAAGGAAAGAAGGCCAAAUCUGAUUUAUUUAGAAAGAACAACAUUCAUUGGGACUGUGAUUACAGUUAUACAUGGACUAAAGAGAAAUGCACAAGAAAGAAGAAAGUCCGUAAUUGUGAGUCCGAAAGAUCAAAUUACUUCGCAAGCAAACCUAAGUUACCAUCAAAGCUUCAUCAAGAGGAUAUCAACUUUCAUUCUGAAAGAAAACAAAACCAGCCAUUUUUUUAUGCCUGUAUACCAGCAGAUUCACUGGAAAUUAUGCCCCAAACCAUUCGCUGGACUGUUCCCCCAAGAACUUUAAGGAAGACAAACUUCAGAGUUCCUCUGGUGGCAAAGAUUUCAAGUUCUUUCAAUAUAUGGACUUCAUCCAAAAAGUUUUUGGAGUCCCUCUUGGAGUCCUUCAGUCCAGUUCAUCCAAAUUGAUACUAGCAUACCUAGAUUCCUCUGAAGUGGAAAGCUGAUUGCUGUUGUGUUACUCUAUGAAAAAUAAAAUCAGAUAAAGUCAAAUGGUUUCCUCAUGAACUGUUUUCCGAACUGAUAUAUUUUAUUUCUGCAGUAGAUUUGCACAAUUGUUCUGGGAGGAUAGGUUGGAAGAGCAGAUGGCUUUGGGCUUGACCCCACCAU
This is a messenger RNA of Zalophus californianus (California sea lion), 20054 nucleotides long. It is a transcript of the gene LRTM3, whose product is annotated as coiled-coil domain containing 168. Lineage: Eukaryota; Metazoa; Chordata; Mammalia; Carnivora; Otariidae. The record is from RefSeq and is a predicted model, not a curated record. Bases 99 to 19853 code for a protein of 6584 amino acids. The transcript has 8 exons.